Penicillium coprophilum is the source of this 921-nucleotide messenger RNA. RefSeq lists its product as uncharacterized. Bases 1 to 921 code for a protein of 306 amino acids. NCBI's taxonomy places the organism in Eukaryota, Fungi, Ascomycota, Eurotiomycetes, Eurotiales, Aspergillaceae. The record is from RefSeq and is a predicted model, not a curated record. The transcript has a single exon.
AUGCCUGGUUGUUGCACUUGGAAUUGCUUCGGCCUCUGCUUCCGCCGCCACCGCCAAUCGACCAGCUCUACCGCCCCGGAUGGCAAUGCCCCUAUAGAGCUAGUAAACAUAGUCCAUCCUGCUGUUCCUGCCGGGCAUCCCGCAGUCCCACCCGCUGAGAGUGACCAUCCAUCCGACCUUUAUCAAUAUGGUAACCGCCAAAGGUGGGGAGAGUUGCGACAAAGAUGGAUCGAUGAUGCAAACGAGCCUAAUUGCACAGUCAAGCCAUUAGAUUUCGAAUUUCAAGAUUUGACGCAUAAUAAAAACAGGACACAAAGAUGGACGACAAAAUUCAACCGCUGGGGACCUGUGCCCCCCGUGCUUCAAGGUGACCUCAGGAAUUGUGGCCUUCCUACUGGUGAACAAGACUACCACGACGUCAAGAUCAUAAAAGAGUCGGUCGUUUGGCACCCUAUAAGAGGCACUGGGACUAACUUUCAUCAGAUCACAACUGCAAUGGGAGUUAUCAUUCUAAGGAAUGUACGAAGAUACGAUGGGCCUCAUUGGAGUGAAGUCGCCCACGCACAGUACAAUGUUCACUUUGACCAGAAUACCUUGAGACACAUCUACCUCGAGAACGUUAUUAACGAGGACACCAGGGUCUUUAUAGAGACAAUUUGGGCUAGAAUGCAGCCACCUAAUACCCCAGGAUUUCGGGACUCUCCAGAAUCCUUGAAUCAAGUGGCCUGGGCGUAUGAUACCCCUGAAUAUCAGGCUAUUCUAGGCACAGAGCUUGGGAAAGGAGUUGCUGCUAUCGUUUUGUCGGCAUUUCCUAGAGGUACUCGUCGUAUCACCAGAAUCGUUGUCUGGAGGAAGACUGUCAUGCAGAUUCGAUUUGAUAUCGAACAUAAAGAUUACCUAGAUACACCUAUGGAGAUGUAG